Molecule: messenger RNA, 732 nt
Organism: Ruditapes philippinarum (Manila clam)
Lineage: Eukaryota; Metazoa; Mollusca; Bivalvia; Venerida; Veneridae
Product: caveolin-1-like
Exons: 2
Coding region: 84-473 (129 amino acids)
Biological process (GO): caveola assembly
Cellular component (GO): caveola
Molecular function (GO): molecular adaptor activity
Source: RefSeq, a predicted model, not a curated record
UCUAUAAAAUGACUGGGCAUAAGAAUUCUUGUUUUAUUUGAAAACCAAGGGUUUAAUAAUCUCAAGGGAUUAAAAUUUGGAAAAUGGCUGACAUUGAUUUAGAAAAUCGAGAUCCGAACAACAUAAAUGACCAUUUAAAGGUACAAUUUGAAGACGUUUUGGCAGAACCAGAAGGUAUACGAUCCAUCCCAUGCAUAUGGACUUUGAGUUACAAAUGUUUUGAAUUUGGAAAAUCGAUCUGCUACAAAAUUCUAACAACAUUUUGUGGACUCUGCAUUGCGCUCGGCCUUGGCUGUGAUUUCGCAAUGGUGGCGUUCGAUCAUGUCUGGAUAUGGACCCCGUGUAUGAGAGACUUUACCAUCUGCGUGGGUUGUUACCAGAAGAUUUUUACCACUCUUGUCAACUGUUGUUGUACGCCGAUCUGCGAAGCAUGUGGUGGUUUCUUCAGCAAAAUACGUAUCCAAAAGAGUUAAAACAGAAACAAUAAUGAUAUAGGUUUUGGCUUAAACUUGUUCUGGUUCUUUAUUUACAUAAUCUUUAAGUACGUGCUGUGUACAUAAAAAUCGCCAAGUUUAUAUCAGGAAUUAAAAAUACAUACACAUUUAUUGCAUUAAAGAAAUUAUCAAAUAUUUAUGUAUGUGCAAACCAUAACAUAGGAUAUGUUCUACCAAAUAUUGUCAACAAAACCUUACUUAAUUGAAAAAAAAAACUUUAAUAAAGGAUUGUUUAGGA